Molecule: messenger RNA, 1591 nt
Organism: Benincasa hispida (wax gourd)
Lineage: Eukaryota; Viridiplantae; Streptophyta; Magnoliopsida; Cucurbitales; Cucurbitaceae
Source: RefSeq, a predicted model, not a curated record
AUCUUGUCAUGAAAUUGUGUGAAAAGGGUGGGUUGAGAAUAUGAAAUCCCUUGCUUGAAAUUUCUGCUCUCUCCUCUAAAUUGGUCAUGGUGGUUCUCGUUAGAUUGUGGUGCCUUGUGAUGUUAUUGUAACAGAGCAGUUAUGGGUCUUAUUCCAUUGGGUAUGAAACAAGUGUGGCUAAAAAUAAUUUCCAAAAACAUUGGAGGACUAUCUCAAUGAGUCUCCCAUGCUUUUCCUAGUACUUAAAGUGUCCCAUUGAGGAGGGGUCCCAAGUGCAUUUUUGGCGGUAUUAGAGGUCAGGUUGAGUUCUUUUUAUUUCCUCUUUCCAGGUUUUUAUAAUCUUUCCUCCGAGAAAGUUGCUUUCAUUGCCUCGAUUCUCUUUUUAUUUAGGGAUUCUACUCUGUAUUACUUUGGAUCCAGGAGUCUUUUGUCUAAUGGGGAAAUUCUGAAGUUGUCCUCUUUUCUAUCCAUUUUGCAUGAUUUCCUGGGGUACAAGGAUUAUUGUGUGUGGAUACUUGAGUCUUCUCGCUAGUGUUUUCUUGUGGAUCCUCUUUUUUUCAUAUGAUUGUCCUUUCCCUUUUGUCAAAUCCCUUAUUUUUUUCAUGGGAGGAUUAACACCCUUCACUAUAUCCAAAGACCAUCUUCUGUCCUUCUAGGCCCUUAUGGUGCAAACUGCGGAUAAUGUUCUUUGGGGUUUUUAGUUUUCUGAGACAAUUUGGGACACACUUUUGGAGGUUUUAGGUGUCCAAGUGACCUGUAGCAGUUUGGAUAAGGCUGUGAUGUAGGUGUUAUACCGCCCUCUGUUCUGAGAUAGAGGGAUGGCUCUUUAGCAUGUUGCUUUCUUUGAUCUUAUGGAAUAUCUAGCCUGAGGGAAUUAGCAAGAUAGGUAUGGGGAGCUCUUUGGGAGGAAAUUUGGGCCUUGUUUAGGUUUGCCUCCCUUUAGGUCUUGGAUAGGAAGGAUUUUUGCGAUUACUCUUUAUCUCAUUCUUUUGAGCUAUAGCUUCCCCCCGCUGUUUUUGGCUCUCUUUUUGUACCCCUUAUAUAUUUUGUUGGUUGUGGCUGAUUGCUUUUGGGAGGAUAAAGAACAUUUUACCUUGUCCAGUGGCCAAGACAUCAGUUUUCAAGGAUGGGCAUGACUCUGAAGAUGCAAAGCAAAGCACGGCUGAUAUGACCAUUUUUGUGCAAAAUCUUCUUCAACAGAUGCAAUCUAGGUUCCAAACCAUGUCUGACUCCAUUAUCACAAAGAUCGAUGAGAUGGGGAGCCGCAUAAACGAAUUGGAGCAAAGCAUCAACGACUUGAAGGCUGAGAUGGGUGUUGAGGGUUCUCCAUCACCGCUGCCUCCUUCAAAGUCAAGUUCAGAUGAAGUGAAGAAAGAGGAAGGUUCUGCCUAGAAAUAGUUGAGUGUUUGCUUUAUUGAUGAGUUUGAUCACUUGCAAUAUUCUCUUUCUGCUGUUGCGUUUGUGAAAUUGAAGCCAGUGCUUUAGGAUGAAACAGAAAAGUGCAAUAUGUUAUAGACUUGGACUUGCUGUUUCUGCAUGAUUUCUUAUUGAUAAUAUAGUGAUGAUUAUACUCUAUGAUGACUUCAUACAA